UAUCAAAACAUUGUUCAUAGUUUAAAAUUUAUUUACUCGAUUUGUCGGAUAUUAAUAUUUUUCAUUUUCUAAAUUAAGUGAAAAAUAUAUAUAUUAUAUUAACCUCAGGGUCGCAGAGUUUUACAUGUCAGUUAAUUAUAGGAGCAUCAUCCUUUGUUAUUAAUCUUAUUGUUUAAAUUAAGGAGGGUAGUAUUGUAUCAAUGCCGCCUCAAAGGUAUACACACGCUAUAGUAGCAAGAAUUUCAGACACCAUAAAGAAGAAUGGUGAGUUUGAUUAUGAUAAAGCAAAACAACAGCAUCAAAACUUCUGCUCAUUGUUACGAGAUAUUGGCUUGGACGUCAUUGAGUUGCCGCCAGAUGAAACACUACCAGAGGGCGUUUUUGUAGAAAAUGCAGCAAUAAUAUGCAAUGGAGUAGCUUUAAUGAGUAAAUCGGACAACUUAUUUCGACAAAGGGAGGCGGACAGUAUGGAAAUCAUUCUAAAGAAAGAGCUUGAUAUCCCUGUGGUUAACCCUAACAUCCCAAAUGCAAUAUUGGACGGGGGAGAUGUUUUGUUUACGGGUCGUGAAUUCUUUGUGGGCAUAUCCAACUAUACAAACGAAGAUGGCGCAAAAUCUGUUGCAGUUGCUUUUCCCGAAUAUCCUGUAACGCCAAUCAAGGUUAGUGGGAAUAAACGUCUUAAGUAUUAUGUUGCAAUGGCUGGUCCAGAUGUAUUAUCUGUAAGUACAAGUAUCUACUGCCAGGAAAUUGUUAAACGGAUGGAACGAGAAGCAAGUUUUAAGUAUCAAAAAAUUACUCUGCCUGAGGAAUAUGCUGCCAAUAUGAUAUAUGUUAACGGCUUUCUUAUACAUCGAUCGCCCGAGGAAAUUCCUGCUUCUUAUAAGGUUAUUAAAGAAAAAAUUGACACACCAAGCCGAAAUAUAAAUAUUAGCGAAUUUGGACAAUUCUCAAGUGGUCUAACUUCGGCUUGCCUGUUAUUGCGUCGAUGGAAAUCAAUAAGAAAUAUUUAAAUAAUACUACAGUUACGCUCGAAUUGUGGUUAAUAAUCAGUAGAAGUAAUUAUUUCCGCCAAUAGUUGUUUAAUUAAAUAUACAUAUAUAACUGUGACAAGCCUAUUCAA
Molecule: messenger RNA, 1120 nt
Organism: Bactrocera tryoni
Lineage: Eukaryota; Metazoa; Arthropoda; Insecta; Diptera; Tephritidae
Product: N(G),N(G)-dimethylarginine dimethylaminohydrolase 1
Exons: 6
Coding region: 201-1010 (269 amino acids)
Biological process (GO): arginine metabolic process; positive regulation of nitric oxide biosynthetic process
Molecular function (GO): amino acid binding; dimethylargininase activity
Source: RefSeq, a predicted model, not a curated record